Syngnathus typhle (broad-nosed pipefish) is the source of this 5337-nucleotide messenger RNA. Its product is annotated as receptor-type tyrosine-protein phosphatase mu-like. Gene Ontology annotation, biological process: protein dephosphorylation. The coding region runs from base 213 to 4814 and encodes 1533 amino acids. The transcript is spliced from 34 exons. The record is from RefSeq and is a predicted model, not a curated record. Gene Ontology annotation, cellular component: membrane. Gene Ontology annotation, molecular function: protein tyrosine phosphatase activity; protein binding. NCBI's taxonomy places the organism in Eukaryota, Metazoa, Chordata, Actinopteri, Syngnathiformes, Syngnathidae.
UGGACGCGGAACAAGGAGGAGGAGAAGGAUCAGCAGCAGCAGCAACGGAGCUUCGACAGCUCGCCUAUAAACAAAGCAUAAGAAGGGACGACCAAGGAGGUUUUUCUUUUGUCCUUAUUAUUUAUUUUUAAGGAUUAGAGCCGUCCAACUUGCGAGACAAGCGCCGAAGAGUUUUGUUUUGCCAACCCCGCGGUCGCCUCGGAGCGGUCGACAUGGAUAAAGUUGUCGGUUGGUGGUUUGCCACCUUCACGCUGCUGCUAUCCGCCCGGGGAGAAGUUUUUAAAGGUGACUGUAACUUUGCGAAACCUCUGGCAGCGUGUGGCUACAGCCAAGGCAAAGACGAUGACUUGGACUGGGAACAAGUGAAUGCUAGAGAGAAGACUUCCUCUGACCCAUGGAUGCCCUCAGGUGCAGCCUUUAUGAUGGUCAACACUUCUGGACGUUUCUCUGGGCAGAAGGCUUCAAUGCUGACCCCCCAGUUACGGGAGAACGACACCCACUGCGUCAUCUUCCACUACUACAUCGGCGGGCGGGACAACAGCCACUCGGGCCACCUCAACGUCUACAUCAAAGAGAACAACAGCCCUCUGGGCACGCCCGUGUGGAACGUGUCCGCCCCGGCGUCUCGCGCUUGGGGUCAGGUGGAGCUGGCCGUCAGCACCUACUGGCCCAACUUCUACCAGAUUGUGUUCGAAGCCGUAACCUCUGGGCAGCGCGGCAUGCUGGCCAUCAAAGACGUCCUGGUCCAAGGCCAUCAGUGCAUGAACACGCCACACUUUCUGACGAUAAAGGGAGUGGAGGUCAACGCGGGACAGACGGCAUCUUUUCACUGCACCGUCAACGGACGCAAACGGGACAAUUUCCGCCUCUGGCUUCAGGGAAUGGGCGGACGAGAGGCCCCGAUGAAGGCCACUAAACCUUGGAACAACCGCCGGUUCAUCGGCACCUUCGAUGUGGAGAAUACCACCAAGGGCGACUCGGGUCGCUACCGAUGCAUCGUCCACUCGGACAAAGGGGUCGGCGUGUCCAACUACGGCGAGCUGACCAUUAAGCAGCCUCCGGUGCCCAUUGCGCCACCCCAACUGACUGCCGUGGGUGCCACAUACCUGUGGAUACAGCUCAAUGCCAAUUCCAUCAAUGGCGACGGCCCCAUCGUGGACCGAGAGGUGGAGUACCGCACCGUGUCGGGCACCAUGUAUGACCUGCAGCCCGUGGACAAGACUACGCACAAGAUUGGACACCUGGACCCUGACACUGAAUACGAAAUCAGCGUUCUUCUCACCAGGCCUUUGGAUGGUGGCACUGGUGCACCCGGACCACCGCUGAGGGCCCGAACCAGAUGUGCCGAGCCCAUGCACGGUCCGCGCCGUCUGGAGGUGCUGGACGUCCAAUCCAAGCAGGUGACGGUACGCUGGGAGCCGCUGGGCUACAACGUGACGCGCUGCCACAGUUACAACCUGACGGCGCAGUACCGCUCACGCGUGGGCGGCAAGGAGCAGACCCGGGAGGAGGUGUGCUACGAGGCGCAGGGUCGUGACCCGCAGCACACCAUCCACAACUUGACGCCCUUCACCAACCUCAGCGUUAAGCUGGUGCUGCGCAACCCCGAAGGCGUCAAGGAGAGCGCCGAGCUGGAAGUGCAGACGGACGAGGAUGUGCCCGGCGCCGUCCCGCUGGAGUCCAUCCAGGGCAGCGCCUACGAGGAGAAGAUCGUGGUCACGUGGCGAGAGCCGGCACAGACAUAUGGUGUCAUCACACAGUAUGAGAUCUCCUACAAGGCGGUGAGCUCUUUCGACCCCGAACUGGACCUCUCCAACCAGAGCGGCAAAGUGUCCAAGGCGGGCAAUGAGACCGCCCACGCCUUCGCGGGGCUCCACCCGGGCUCCACAUAUUCCUUCACUCUGCGCGCCAGCACAGCCAAAGGCUACGGCCCUGCCGUGGCAACCCAGUUCACCACCAAGAUUUCAGCUCCGUCCAUGCCUGCGUACGACCAGGAGACGUCGUUGAACCAGACGGACAGCACGGUGACUGUCCUGCUGAAGCCUGCUCAGAGCAGGGGCGCACCAGUCAGCGCUUACCAGGUGGUGGUGGAAGAGGAGCGCCCCAGACGGGCACGGGGCACGGCCGAGAUCCUGCGCUGCUACCCGGUCCCCAUCCACUUCCAGAACGCCACGCAGCUCAACUCUCAUUACUACUUUGCCGCCCAGUUUCCGGCCGGCGGCAUCCACGGGCCGCAGCCCUUCACCGUGGGCGACAACAAGACCUACAGUGGAUACUGGAACGCGCCGCUGCUGCCGCAGAAGAGCUACAGCGUCUACUACCAGGCCGUCAGCACCGCAAACGGGGAGACCAAAAUCGACUGCGUCCGAGUCGCCACCAAAGCCGCCAUUCUGGUGACUCAGCUCACCACACCGUACCUACGCAUCGCCCCAGCGGCCGGUGACCACCAGCACACAGGCGCCGCCACCCACAAACCCGACGCCGUGGAGCCGGAGAAGCAGACGGAUCACACGGUGAAGAUCGCCGGGGUCAUUGCCGGCAUUCUGCUCUUCGUCAUCAUCUUCCUCGGUGUGGUGCUCCUCAUGAAAAAAAGAAGAACCUAUCACUCCUACACUUACUACCUGAAACUGGCCAAGAAACGCAAAGAGACCCUGAACAGCACCCGCCAGGAGAUGACGGUGAUGGUCAACUCCAUGGACAAGAGCUACACAGAGCAGGGCACCAACUGCGACGAGGCGCUCUCCUUCAUGGACACGCACAGCCAUACGCUCAAUACGCGUAGCGAGUGCGCACUUACCACCGUCAACGCGCGCAGCGAGUGCGUGCUCACCCUCAACGCUCGCAGUGAGUGUGCGCUCACCCUCAAUGGCCGAGGUGGGUCGUCGCCUUCCUCUUUCACGCUACCCAAAGCCAACACACUCAGCGCCUCCAUCCCGACCAGCGCCUUCUACCCAGAUCCCUUUGUGCCAACCGCCAUCUUAGACGAGAGCCAGAACAUGGGCAGCGACACCAGCAGCCUGGUGCAGUCGCACUCGCUUAGGAAGCGAGAAGCUGUGGACGUGCCGUACCAGAGUGGCCAGCUGCACCCGGCCAUCCGCGUUGCCGACUUGCUGCAGCACAUCACGCAGAUGAAGUGCGCCGAGGGUUACGGCUUCAAGGAGGAGUACGAGCGCUUCUUCGAGGGACAGUCUGCGCCCUGGGACUCGGCGAAGAAAGACGAGAACCGCAUGAAGAACCGAUACGGGAACAUCAUUGCAUAUGAUCACUCGCGUGUCAGGUUGCAGGCCCUGGAGGGCGAACAGAGCUCUGAUUACAUUAAUGCAAAUUACGUUGAUGGUUACCACAGGCCAAAUCAUUACAUUGCCACUCAAGGCCCCAUGCAGGAAACUGUUUUGGACUUCUGGCGGAUGGUGUGGCAAGAAAACACGGCGGCCAUCGUCAUGGUGACCAACCUUGUGGAAGUAGGCCGGGUGAAGUGUUGUAAAUACUGGCCGGAUGACACAGAGAUCUACAGAGAUAUCAAGGUGACGCUCAUUGAGACCGAACUUCUCUCCGAGUACGUCAUCCGCACUUUUGCCGUGGAGAAGCGAGGUGCUCACGAGAUACGAGAGAUCCGUCAGUUCCACUUCACGGGCUGGCCGGAUCACGGCGUGCCCUACCAUUCCACGGGGCUGCUGGGCUUCAUCCGCCGCGUCAAGUCCAAGACCUUGAGCAAUGCAGGGCCCAUGGUGGUGCACUGCAGUGCCGGCGCCGGUCGGACGGGCUGCUUCAUCGUCAUUGACAUCAUGCUGGACAUGGCGGAACGCGAAGGUGUGGUGGACAUCUACAACUGUGUUCGAGAGCUGCGAUCUCGCCGGGUCAAUAUGGUCCAGACUGAGGAGCAGUAUGUCUUCAUCCACGACGCCAUCUUGGAAGCGUGCCUAUGCGGCGACACCACCAUCCCCGCCGGACAGUUACGCUCCGUGUACUACGACAUGAACCGGCUCGACCCGCAGACCAACUCCAGCCCCAUUAAAGAGGAGUUUCGGACUCUGAAUAUGGUGACACCCACGCUGAGGGUGGAGGACUGCAGCAUUGCGUUGCUGCCCAGGAACCAUGAAAAGAACCGCUGCAUGGAUGUGCUCCCGCCCGACCGCUGCCUGCCCUUCCUCAUCACCAUCGACGGCGAGAGUUCCAACUACAUCAACGCUGCUCUCAUGGAUAGCUACAAGCAGCCGUCGGCUUUCAUCGUGACACAGCAUCCUCUUCCCAACACAGUCAAGGAUUUCUGGAGGCUGGUGCUGGACUACCACUGCACCUCUAUCGUCAUGCUCAACGAUGUCGACCCUGCUCAGCUGUGCCCGCAGUAUUGGCCCGAAAACGGCGUCCACCGCCACGGCCCCAUCCAGGUGGAAUUUGUGUCCGCCGACCUGGAGGAGGACAUCAUCAGCAGAAUAUUCCGCAUCUACAAUGCAGCAAGGCCUCAGGACGGCUACCGCAUGGUGCAGCAGUUCCAGUUCCUGGGCUGGCCCAUGUAUCGAGACACGCCCAUGUCGAAGCGCUCCUUCCUUAAGCUCAUUCGGCAGGUGGACAAGUGGCAGGAUGAAUACGACGGCGGCGAGGGACGCACUGUGGUCCACUGUUUGAAUGGCGGCGGGCGAAGCGGGACCUUCUGUGCCAUCAGCAUAGUGUGUGAGAUGCUGCAGCACCAGCAUGCAGUUGAUGUCUUUCACGCCGUCAAGACACUAAGGAACAACAAGCCCAACAUGGUGGACCUGCUGGAGCAGUACAAGUUCUGCUACGAAGUGGCUCUGGAAUAUUUGAAUUCCGGCUAACUCGGAGAGUAUGACUCCAAAGACUUUGACGACGUGUCCGACGUGCCAAGUGUAUUGUUCGGCAGUGAGCCGACACAAACACACUAUUUUACUCAAUGACUCGCGCUUGUUGUUUUUAUCCUGACUGGACAGCGAGCAUCAAACAUUUACGGAAUGGGAACGUGUUGUUCUGUGUGUACAUAAUGAAAUGGCCUCCUUUUCUUCUUCUACUUCUUUUGUCAUUGUUUUUUUUCUCUUUCUUUUUUAAGCUGCGCUGGUGAUGAAUUCAUUAAAAUGUUGAAAUAAGAAACAAAAAAGUGGCUGAAUGUUGCUGUGAAGUCGCGACUCGUGUACGUUCGCUUCUUUUCCUUGUACGGGGCACCCAAAGCUACUCUCAUCUCUGUGUGCAUAUUGUACAGAUUUCUGUAGAUUAUUUAUUAUUUCUCAACUUUAUUUGUGACUGGCAGUGAGUGACAAUCAUAUGUUAAUAUAGUUUUGGGUUUAUGGACCGUAUUGUGUGUGUUUUCCUUUGGUCCUCCUGUAU